AGACAAAAAAUAUUGAAAUUGACAUCUAAUUUUCCAUGAAAACCGUGUGCAAACAUUGAAAAGCGAAGAGUUAAUCUUAUGAAUUUCGAAUAAGAAUAUGCGUAUAUAAAGUAUAGAACAAAGCAAUCAUGGAAUUUAAAGUUAAAACCGAGAAAAACGAUAAUAUCGCACCAAACGUAGCUGUAAACGCGGUGUUACAACCUAGUCAAGAACUGCCUACCGAAACGCCUAUAGUAGCUGGUUACAACUGGGAAAAUGGCACGGAUUAUAAUAAAAUACUUGAAUCGUACACCCAAUCUGGGUUCCAAGCUACCAAUUUCGGAAAAGCGGUCGUUGAAAUCAAUAAUAUGCUGAAAUGUCGAUCCGUACCUCUUACAGAAGAAACUAGCGAUCCUUAUGAAGAAGAUGUCUGUAUAAAAAAGAAAACCAACUGUACCCUAUUCUUAGGGUACACUUCUAACAUGAUUUCGUCAGGUUUGAGGGAUACUAUACGAUUUUUAGUCAAAAACAAGCUUGUAGACUGCAUAGUGACCACUGCAGGCGGUGUAGAAGAAGAUCUAAUCAAAUGCCUCGCUCCAACUUACAUAGGUGAUUUCAAUUUAAGCGGGAAAGUGUUGAGAACGCGCGGGAUCAACCGCAUCGGAAACCUAUUAGUACCAAAUGAUAAUUACUGCCAAUUUGAAGAGUGGGUCACUCCACUACUCAACGAAAUGUUGGAUGAGCAAAUACGGGAUGGCAUUGUGUGGAGUCCAUCAAGAUUAAUACAGCGAUUAGGUGAGAGAAUUCAAGAUGAAAGCUCAGUUUGUUACUGGGCGGCGAGAAACAAUAUUCCGAUAUUCAGUCCUGCAUUAACGGACGGAUCUUUGGGGGAUAUGAUGUAUUUCCAUUCUUAUAAGCGUCCAGGACUAGUCAUUGAUAUAUUAAGUGAUCUGAGGAGACUAAACACUAUGGCGGUUAAGGCAAACAAUACGGGAAUGAUAAUAUUAGGUGGAGGUGUGAUAAAACAUCACAUUUGCAAUGCCAACCUUAUGAGGAAUGGGGCAGAUUACUCUGUAUAUAUUAACACAGCUAGCGAGUUUGAUGGAAGUGAUGCUGGGGCUAGACCUGAUGAGGCGGUUUCUUGGGGCAAGAUCAGGCCUAACGCCAAUCCAGUGAAACUGUAUUCUGAUGCUACUUUAGUUUUUCCGUUGAUUGUUGCACAGACAUUUGCUAAAUACUAUUUUAGUAAUAAAAAGAAUGUUUAAAAUGGCA
Manduca sexta (tobacco hornworm) is the source of this 1251-nucleotide messenger RNA. It is a transcript of the gene Dhs, whose product is annotated as probable deoxyhypusine synthase. Gene Ontology annotation, biological process: peptidyl-hypusine biosynthetic process. Gene Ontology annotation, molecular function: deoxyhypusine synthase activity. Gene Ontology annotation, cellular component: cytoplasm. Bases 129 to 1244 code for a protein of 371 amino acids. The transcript has a single exon. The record is from RefSeq and is a predicted model, not a curated record. Lineage: Eukaryota; Metazoa; Arthropoda; Insecta; Lepidoptera; Sphingidae.